AUGCGAUCCGUCGUCUGUGUAAUUCUAUUCCUAUGCUUAUUUGUUCAAACUUCUUCGGCUACGUAUCUUCUCUGUACAUCAAAAUGUAAUCAAAUCACCGUUCCAUUUCUUGAACCAUUGAAUAUACCUCAAGAAUGUCAAGAUAAUAAUACUUUUAAUGAUAUUUAUGAUUACGCUGCAAUUUGUAUAAUCGAAUAUCGUAUCGAUUACGACGCUAAGAAUAUUUACAUUACUUUUAAAGCUAGUAAUGAUACCCAUAUUUUUGAAGAAUAUAAUCGAUCUGAAUUUCUUAUUCAAACAAUGUGGUUGGGUUUUAGUCAAACUUCAGGUCAAACAAAUAUAACUCAUCGUAAAUAUGGAUGUAGGACACAAUAUGAUUGUGCACGUCAAUUUUAUUUCAAUACUAUUGAACAUUUAAUUACCAAGGGUCAAUUACAAAUAGAUAAAAUUAAGUCAACAUUAUAUAGACAAUCUUCAUCGGAAAAGCAAAUUGCAUUGCGUCGUUGCAAAAAUAGUAAUACAACCGGUAAUACAUCAUUAGUACGAUGUCGAGAUGGCUUAUGUUUUGUAAAUAAUAUUAAUGGAAAAAAAUAUUGUACUUCUGAUAAUACUCCAACAUUUUUUAGUGAAUUUGAAUCUUAUGUACCAAAAUCAAUAACAAAUGAAGUUGAAUUAAUUGAAUACAAAUGUAAUAGACAUUUAUGUAAUAGCAAUGAGAUGAUUGAAAAAAUAAAAAAUAUUCUUCGUAUUUAUACAAAUUGGAAUAAUAUUAAUAAUGAAGAAAAUCAAAUAGAACAAAAAUCAUCUAUAACCUGUAAAACCGUAUCUAAUAUUUUAAUUAUUGUAUCUUUAAUUAAUCUUCCCUUUUUAUUGUAA
Rotaria sp. Silwood1 is the source of this 876-nucleotide messenger RNA. NCBI's taxonomy places the organism in Eukaryota, Metazoa, Rotifera, Eurotatoria, Philodinida, Philodinidae. The record is from the annotation of a GenBank genome assembly.